Molecule: messenger RNA, 4215 nt
Organism: Mercurialis annua (annual mercury)
Lineage: Eukaryota; Viridiplantae; Streptophyta; Magnoliopsida; Malpighiales; Euphorbiaceae
Exons: 4
Coding region: 1083-3929 (948 amino acids)
Molecular function (GO): zinc ion binding
Source: RefSeq, a predicted model, not a curated record
AAGGAUUUUCUGUAACAUUCAAAAAAUAUGGGAGUUCAAGCAGCUAAAAUAAUAAAUAAAUUUAUAUAUUCUUUUUGAAUAAUUUUAAAAGUUUUAUAUAUAUAUUUAGGCUUAAUACAUGUGCGUGUCCCUGCACUUUUCAUUUUUUGCACAUAAGGUCCCUACACUCCAGCAUAUCUAUUAUAAAGCCCUACACUUCUGAAAUCAGUCGCCCGUGGUCCCUCAGUUAACAGAAGAUGGCGAGUGUCUUUCACGGACUGUUAUCUGCGAAUCUUAAGCAAACCCAUUCGUCCACCUCAUCAUACAGUUGCCACAUCACUUAGGCACAUCAGCUAUCUCAUUUAACCCAAAGUGAAAAACGCUUCAAGUGAAAAACAAAAUUAAUUGUUUAGAUUUUGCCCUAAUUCAUCUUAGAUAGAAACUGAUUUCCCCUAAAUCUAACCCUCACCCUGAAGAAAAACAAAAUUGAAGAUUCAUUUGCUGGUGAAGGUUGCAAGGAAAUUGAUAAACAGUUAGCAAUAGAAGAACCCUAAUCGACGUGAAGAUGAAAAAAAAGAGUGCAAGGAAAAAAGUUACUGCGAUUUCUGGAAAAGAAAAGGACAAAGGAAACGUUAUUGAGGUCGCACCAGGUUAGUUUUCGCAAUUGAAAGCGUUUGGGUUGUUGGGUUUUUGUAUUUUGAUUAUUUGCUGGUUGUUAGGUUAAAUGUGAAUGGGUUAAAUUUUUCUGAUUCUUAGGUUAAUUUGUAACCUGCGAAAUGCUUGUUAUGCAAAUGGUCCCCAUUGCUGUGUGUUAGGUUAAUUGUUUAGAUUUUCUUUGAUUCUUAUAGGUGGUCCCCAUUGUUGUCUGCUAGGUUAAUUUUUUAGAUUUUUAUUGCUAUUAUUGCUGGUCCCAAUUGACAUCACCUAGGUUAAUAUUUUUAUAUUUUCUUUGCUCUUAUUGCUGGUCCCCAUUUCUGUUGCUAAAGUAUGCAUUAGUGGUUGUAUGAGACCAAUUUUUAUCUGCCUUUUUUGUCUGCUUUUUGUAAGUUAAAGUAUGCAAUGUUUGUGUUUGUUUUCAUUUUUGUCUGCCAUUUUAGUCUGUUAUGGUUACAUUUUUGCUCCUGUGUUUGAGCUUGUAUUUAUAUUAUUUGUUUGUCUAUCUAGGUAAUGACAGGUUGGAGGCAAAGAUUGUCCAAAUGAUUUUAUUUUAUGGGGGUAGAAUACAGAUGAAUGAGGGUACUUUAGCUUAUGUGGGAGGGAUUCAGGAGAUAGGUGAUCCCAUGUUUAGCUUAGACAAACUUUCAUAUUUUAACAUACUGUCAUAUCUGCAUUACUUUGAGAUAGAAAAGGGGGAUUUAUAUUUGAAAUCUGAUAGGAUAGAGUUUACAAAAUUUGAGAAUGACAGAUGUGUCCUUCCCUUUUGGAAACUGCUUCUAGACAACAAAGAGAACAAAUUUUUUGUCUAUGUUGAUUAUUCAAAAAUAUUAGAUUCUCAGGGCAUACAAUCUAGCAGAGAGGGGGGUUGUGAAGCUAGUGGCAGUGUGCAAGCUGCACAGGUAAUAGAUCUUGGGGAAGACUUGACUUUUGAUGAUAUUUGCAUAGAUAUAGAAGAUCAUAGUGAUGAUGAUGAGGUAGAAUUACAGGAGGCUAGGAAAAAUGUCUUAGAAUCUAGGCAGGAUUUAGCAGGUUUGGCAAAUGCUAGGGCAGGGGAUGACAUUGAUGUACUAGGUGCUGGAGAUAACAUUGAUGAGGUGGCUGGGGAUAACAUUGAUGAGGUGGCUGGGGAUCAGAUUGAUGAGGAUUCUGGGGUUAUGGAUGAGGGUGAGGGUGAAAGGGAGGUACCUGAACCUAGGACAGAGGUGGCUGGGGAUGAAGAGGGAGAUAGUGACUCGGCAGACUUAACUUAUGAGAAUGAGAGUGUGUAUUACAGUAGUUCUGAUGUAGGUAGCCAGUUUAGUGAGAAUGAAGAUGAGUAUGGUGAUGACUCACAGAGGGAGGUGAGUAUACGGGUGCAGUUUGAUACCACUACUGAAAUUCCUCAGUUUGCAGUAGGCAUGUUUUUCAGUAACUUAGCUGAGGUUAGAGAUGCAAUAGCCAGGUAUGCAGUGAUGAAAGGGAUGUGCAUUAGUUAUGUGAAGAAUGAUCAACAAAGAGUGAGGGCUAAAUGCAUUGUUGGCUGUCCAUGGUUGAUACAAGUAAGCCCUCAUAAUGCAGACCACAACUGGACCAUUAAGACCUACAAACCUGACCAUAGAUGUACUAGAAGCAAUAGAGUGUCAUUUUGUGACAGUAAUUUCUUAGCUAAGAGGUACAAGACCAUGGUGACCAACCAACACUAUAUCAAACUUAGUGACUUUAGGUCCAUUGUCAGGAGUGAACUAAAGCAGAGUGUUAGUUUGAAUGUGUGUAGGCAUGCAAAGACCAAAAUUAUAGCUGAAUUGAUGGGUUUUUAUAGGGAGGAAUAUGCCAUGCUAAAUGACUAUGCUGAGAUUAUCUGCCAUACCAACCCAGGCACACAUUGUUUUGUCAAAUCCACUUCUGAAAACCCUGAGGGAAAACAAGAAUUCCAUAGGUUUUAUGUGUGCUUUGCUGCCUGCAAAAAGGGGUGGCUUCAGGGUUGUAGGAAAGUAAUAGGCAUAGAUGGGUGUUUUUUAAAGGGGAUUUGUAAAGGGCAGUUACUGAUAGCUGUGGGUAGAGAUGGAAACAACCAAAUGUUUCCAAUAGCUUGGGGAGUGGUGUUGGUUGAGAACAAAGACAACUGGAGUUGGUUUAUGAGGAUGAUUCAAUAUGAUCUAGAACUUGAAGAUGGAGAAGGAUUUGCAGUCAUAUCAGAUAUGCAAAAGGGUCUUGAAAGUGCUUUGAAAGACAUACUACCCAAGGCAGAACACAGAAGAUGUGCCAGGCAUGUAUAUGCUAACUGGGCCAAAAAAUGGAGGGGUGAUGAGAGAAAGAAGGAAUUUUGGAGUUGUGCAAAAGCAACUAUAGGAUCAGAUUUGAAAGUCAGACUUAAACACCUAGGGACUUUAGGGAAGGAUAUAGCAAAGGAUGCUUUAAGUUAUGACAUUGAGACAUGGUGCAAGGUGUACUUUGACACAUCAAUUAAAUGUGAUGUGGUUGAUAACAACCUAGCAGAGACAUUUAAUGGUUGGAUUUUGGAGCCUAGGUGUAAGUCUAUUAUUAGUAUGCUGGAGGAUAUAAGGAUCAAGGUGAUGAACAGGUUGUGGAACAAGAGAGAUUCCAUAAGGGGCUGGAUUUCAGAUAUUUCACCAAGAGCCCUACAAGUUAUUGAAAAGAAUAAGCUACUGUCCUUUGAGUGGGAGGUGGAAUGUAAUGGGGAUGAUGGAUUUGAGGUGGCAUGGCUUCAAGAUAGAAGGAACAAGCAUACAGUGGACCUUGUCAAGAGGACCUGCACUUGCAAGGAAUGGGACUUGACUGGGAUCCCUUGCAAGCAUAGUGUCACUGCUAUAUAUGCCAAGCGUGGCAAUCCAGAGGCCUAUGUACAUGCUUAUUACAGCAGAGACACAUAUAUGAAAGCUUAUGCUUAUACCAUCCAGCCAGUUCCUGGAAAGCAGCACUGGCUUCAGAGUGAGAAGGGAACAAUAGAGCCACCACCCUUCAAAAAACUACCUGGAAGACCCAAAAAGAAUAGGCGAAAAGAACCAUUUGAAGUAAAGAAGAAAGCCAAGCUUUCACUUCAUGGGAGAGUUAUGACAUGUGGAAUAUGCAAGGGAACUGGACAUAAUUACAGGAGCUGCCCUCAAAAAGGAACAAACACUCAGUAUAAGCCAAGGCAGAAUAAGAAGAAGCAACCACAGGCAAGCCAACCAGAGGCAACACCUUCACAGCAAAACACAAGCAGAAAAAGAAAAAGGAAUCAACCUUCUGUAGAUGCCUCCACCACUGUUGCUGCACGUGCAAAGCUAAGGUCGAGGAUAAGGCAAACUCAAUGAAUGGGAAGCAUCUUUUGUUUCUAGUAGGGAAAUUUUUGGUACUGGGCAGUGUUUAUUUUUUUGGACAGUUUUUGUAUAGGGCAGUGUUUUUGGUAUAGGGCAGUGUUUUUGGUAUAGGGCAGUGUUUUAAAUGCCCUUGUUGAUAACUUUUGUGAAAUGUGUUGAUAACAUUUCCAUAUGGCCCUUAGUAAAGCAUUGAUUUGCUUUUGAAAACACUUUUUGUAUAGAAAGGAUCUAAACAAUGUAAUUACUUUACCCUUUCAGUAAAAGCUAUAUUUUUGUGCAA